AUGCUAAUUUUUUGCAAUAUAGGAGACAGAGGCAGUCCAGGCUCCAGAAAUACUUUUGCUCACAAAGAGUCCCGCUCACAGGCGCUACCCAAUUCCGACAUCCUGCAAACCAUCCAUAUUAUCACCCCUACCUACCGCCGGGCAAUGCAGAAGGCCGACCUCACCCGUCUAGCCAACACUUUGCUCCACGUGGACAACCUGCACUGGAUCGUGGUGGAGGACUCACAGAAGAGAACAGCUCUGGUUAGUCAUCUCCUCCAUGAGACGAAACUCAAUUACACGCACCUCAAUGCGCAGACACCGCAGAAGUUCAUUACUCAUGGCCGCCCAAAUUCGAAGUUCCCAAGGGGGACCUCACAAAGAAAUCUGGCCUUGCGGUGGCUUCGGGAGACGUUCAAUGUAAACAAACCCCAGACAGGCAUCGUCUACUUUGCAGAUGAUGACAAUGCUUACAGCCUGAAACUGUUUGAGGAGAUGCGAUCUACCAAAAAGGUCUCCGUGUGGCCCGUUGCAUUUGUUGGAGGCCUUCGCUACGAGUCCCCCAAAGUGAACAGCUUGGGAAAGGUGUAUGGCUGGAAGGUCGUAUAUGACCCACAUCGACCCUUCGCCAUUGAUAUGGCUGGCUUUGCAAUAAGCCUGCACCUCAUCCUGUCAAAGCCUCUGGCAUAUUUCAAGCUAGAUGCAAAGGGAGGUUACCAAGAGAGCAGUCUGUUAAUGGAACUGGUCACCCUCGACGAUCUGGAGCCUAAAGCAGAAAACUGCACUCAGAUAUUAGUGUGGCACACUCGUACACAAAGGCCUUUACUGGUAAAUGAAGGAAAGAAAGGAUUUACUGACAUGAAUGUGGAGAUAUGA
Syngnathoides biaculeatus (alligator pipefish) is the source of this 855-nucleotide messenger RNA. RefSeq names its product beta-1,3-glucuronyltransferase 1 (glucuronosyltransferase P) b (gene b3gat1b). The transcript is spliced from 3 exons. The record is from RefSeq and is a predicted model, not a curated record. Gene Ontology annotation, biological process: carbohydrate metabolic process; chondroitin sulfate proteoglycan biosynthetic process. Gene Ontology annotation, cellular component: Golgi membrane. Gene Ontology annotation, molecular function: galactosylgalactosylxylosylprotein 3-beta-glucuronosyltransferase activity. Bases 1 to 855 code for a protein of 284 amino acids. Lineage: Eukaryota; Metazoa; Chordata; Actinopteri; Syngnathiformes; Syngnathidae.